AUGACACGCCGACUUACCCUCAGUGGCAGUCGAUCUGAAAUGGGCUUGCUUGAGGAAUCGGCUUCUGAACCAGAGACACCACCUCCAAGUUGGACUCCGGCCAAGCAGGACUUUUGGAAAAAGCCUUCAAAAUGGCAGGUCUGCAUGCCGCGUCUGCGUGUGGUCGCCAAGGUCGUGGCCGCUUUCAUGUGCUUCAUUGUCCUUCUCAAAGUCGUGAACCAGAAACCACCACCGCCACCUAAGACGGCGCCUCCUGCACCUCCAAAGCCGCCCACAGAGGAAGAAUUGAUGGAAAAGGCAAAGAGAGAGGACUGGAUUUGGAAAGAUUUCACAACACACGAUGGCUUGACACGUGGGACGUCGCAUCUCCGGUCCUGCGCAACAGGCGAGAUUGACUGCAAGAACAAUGCACCACAGAUGAUCCGCUACGAUGGUUACCAUAGCCUCCAGGAACCAAUCGAACAGAUCGUGCCUUGCAUAGGACCCCGCGGCCUUCCAUUGAACGAAAGUCAAGAGGAUGCUAUUUGGGCGUAUCCUGGCCGUGCAGAUGGUGCUGUCGACCCCGUGUUAGGUUCCUACGAGGCGUCCGGCCUCGAUGGUGAUGUCUCGUUUGACCGCAUCGGUCGUUUCCAGGCGUACGGCUUGGACCAGUUUGAUGCGGCUGAUAUAGAGGAGAUGAAGAAGACCAGCGAUGUCGAUUGGGACACUGUCGACUGGGGUGAAUUGCAGGAUACUUGUGUCGCCGCCAACAAACAACGAUUCAAGCCAGUCAAGGAGCGCCUGCAAAGCUCGAUUCAAUACUCCAAUAUCCGGCACAAGCACGAUCGAGAACCACCAAAAGCUCUUACCUCUACCAUGGAACCCGGUUUAGUAAACAAGGCCAAGCGCACUGCGAUCCUCAUCCGCGUCUGGACCGGGGCCAAAUGGACUGCCGACGCUGUUAUGAACAUCCGUGCAAUGGUCGCCGAGGCUUCUUUGGCCAGUGGGGGAAAGUACCAGGUGUUCCUGCUGCUCCAUGUCAAGGAUGAAAGUGUGCCGCUGUUUGUGGGCGAGGAUGAACCGCAGGCAACCAUUGAAAAGCAUAUCCCUCCGGAGUUUAGAUCGAUGACAGAGGUCUGGAAUCACGCCCAAAUCCGCAGCCUCUAUUCCAAUUUGGCCGACCACGCGUUUGUUGGUCGAUCGCCGUGGAUGAUCAUCCAAUGGUUCGCUCGCAACCAUCCCGAAUUCGACUUCUUCUACCAAUGGGAGUUCGACGUACGCUACACCGGCCACUACUUGGAUUUCUUCGAGUCAGUUUCUGAGUUCGGCAGGAGACAGCCACGGAAAGGGAUAUGGGAGCGAGCUGCCAGAGUUUACAUCCCUUCCGUUCACGGCGAUUUCGACACGGAGUUCCGCGACAGAGUUCGCGAGGAGGAUCCGCACCGUGUCUGGGGCCCAGUGUCUGUGGAAGGCGUCAAGCCGCGUGGGCCGAAGCCUCCCAAGAAAGAGGUUGAAGACAACUACGAAUGGGGUGUGGGCGAAGAUGCCGACUGGAUUGGCUUUCUCCCGAGUUUCAACGUUACAGGGACGAACUGGUGGUUCCGAGAUUACCUCUGGGGUUAUGCUCAAGGCAAAUCCACGCCGAGAAGAGCCACUCUUAUCGCUCAAGGAAGGGUCAGUCGACGUGUCCUGGAGAUCAUGAACUAUGAGAACGCCGAAAAUGGCCACCACAUGGAUGCCGAGAUGUUCCCUCAGACAAUGUGCCUACACCAUGGCCUCAAAUCCACCACGUUCCCUCAUCCCAUAUUCGCGGACCGCCAUUGGCCUGCGGAUGCACUGCAGUCAACAUUCAACGGAGGGCCUUUCGGACAAGCGGGUGGGUACUGGAACAGCACCUUCAGCAAGUGGAAUGAAUAUGCCUGGACAAAUAUGACCUGGUAUUACAGCUCAGCUCUGGCCAAGCCGGUUUAUCAGCGACUCCUCGGCGUCACCGCGGGCGAAAGUGGUGGGCAGGAGUGGGAAGAUGCCUACGGCAGAACCGUGGUCCGCCCCAUGCUGCUGCAUCCCGUCAAGGGUGGUAAAUCCUGGCAAUGGACCGAAGACGGGUGGCUUCAGACAAAAGGUGGAAAGUAG
This is a messenger RNA of Exophiala dermatitidis NIH/UT8656, 2112 nucleotides long. RefSeq lists its product as uncharacterized. The record is from RefSeq and is a predicted model, not a curated record. Lineage: Eukaryota; Fungi; Ascomycota; Eurotiomycetes; Chaetothyriales; Herpotrichiellaceae. Bases 1 to 2112 code for a protein of 703 amino acids. The transcript has 3 exons.